AUGAUAAGAAAUAGCUUAGUACAAUCACAAUAAGUUACAUAGGAUAGCACAGAAGAAGUCUAGGAAUUUGAGGAUUCCAUCUCCCUUAUCAAUCAACAACGAGGGAGAUUGAGUUCCAUUUGCUAGACAUCCUCUCCAUAGACUUUUAUUUAAAAAAAGUUGCAAGAAAUUCUGAAGCGAAAAUAUCAUGGUAUAAAUUAACACAAAAAUGAUUCUCGAUCCCGGGAUAAAUCAAGAAAGCAUCUAGAUAGCAAUCACUAUGGAAGCUUCAAGGUUCCAAAUCGUCUGGGGCCAAUUGAUUAUACACUCUUUUAAAAUUCUUAAAACGAUUCUGUUAACCUUAGUUGUUCUAAGAGCACUAAUAUGAAACACUCUAGUAACCUAACGAUUUAGAUCAAAGGUCAGGCUAGUGAAUCAAUCAGCGGUAAAAAUGACGUGGACGAGUAAUUACAAUACAAUAACUAAACAGUUUAAAACUAAGAAGCGGACUAGGGCUCCAAUGAAAAUUUUGACUUUUUCGAUUAGUAGCGUGAUCGCGCAUUUUCUUCUUUCACUUAGGUCUAAACAAAAGAUCGAUCUUAUUCUGACAAUAUUAUUGAGAAAUCAACCAAUAUCAGCUCCUACCAAAGCAAAGACGAUGGAUUUUAGAUCAAACUUAUCCCUUUAGACCUAGACAUCGAUGAGCUGGAGUAGAAUCUACCAUUAAUGACUCCACUUAACCUGGUUAAAAACAAGUCUAACGAGGUCGAGAUCUCACCCGAUAACAUUUAUCAUCUACCAUUUAUUAAGUCAUAGAAUGGAUCACAUAAUAAAUAAACCUAGAGAAUCCAAUCUUAUUAUUAAUAUCACAUUGAGAAAUUUAAAAAUAAAGCUAAUAACUCGUAAAGCAGAGAUAAUGAAUAGCCACUCUCGAAUCAGAGUAUUGAUAAUAAGAGAAAACAUUCGGUAGUGGAUUCAGAUAAAAAAUAAAUUGAGAAGUUAAAUAAGAUGAUGUUUUAACUUGAAAGUAUUAAAUAAUAAGCACACUCUAGAAGUCGCGUUGGAAAUUAAACACUACUAAACUAUCACUCCACCUCUGAUAUGAAGCAAAAUCGAUCUGUAAACAGAAAGAGAUACAUUGGGGUUCAAGAGCCUAAUAAUGCUGGAGAAAUACUCCAGGGAUUUAGCUCAAUUAAAAUAAUCAAAAAACCCAUCAUGAACGCUUAUAAUAAUAUAUCCAAUCCUAGUCAAUAGAAAAAAGGCAACUCUUUUAUUUCAAAUAAUAAUACAAAUAACAACUCACCUUCAACUUACUAGUAUGGAAUGACAAGUGAAAAAAAGAACAACCAAAAUGUGAUCAAUCUCAGGUAAAACAGAGAUUUAUCCUAGAAUUCAAAUAAAAAUCAGAUUAAUCUCUCGUAAAAUGAGAAAUCUCAAUAUUUGAAGUUUAGAUUGUAAAGAUAAUAAGAAAAGUGA
Messenger RNA from Stylonychia lemnae, 1455 nucleotides. The record is from the annotation of a GenBank genome assembly. Lineage: Eukaryota; Ciliophora; Spirotrichea; Sporadotrichida; Oxytrichidae.